Messenger RNA from Coregonus sp. 'balchen', 14744 nucleotides. NCBI's taxonomy places the organism in Eukaryota, Metazoa, Chordata, Actinopteri, Salmoniformes, Salmonidae. The record is from the annotation of a GenBank genome assembly.
CCUGCCGCCAGAUGGCGAGCCGAGGACCGAUGGCACGCUGAGGAUAAGAGCGACUGGAGGUUGGGGCUGUCAUAAACCGUACCAAAGCACCGAGCAGGGACACCUUUGGAGAGCUUGCGAGCGGGUGCCGGGAAUACAUUUUGCCACCGGAGUGUUUUUAUGCCACCGUUCCAAGACAAAUCUCUCUUAUCAUUUCGGUAAUAAUUCAUGUUUGUUUGCAUGUUGACAAUUAACGUUAUCUGUUUGUCUAAACCUAGCCUAGUGUUAAGUUUGAUUAGCAUAUCGGAUGAGAUCUGUAUUAUUAAUAGAUCAAUAACUUUCUCUACAAACACGUUGCAUGUCCAAUAUGUGAUAUCAGUUGCUUAUAGUCAAUCUAUUGUCUCUAUUCCAUUCAAACUCGUCGUGCCAUUUAUUUAUUUGUAGCCUACUUUACGCACAAAACCUACCGUCGGGCAUCCUAUUCCAAACCCAUCCACUGCGUAAAAUUCCGAUGCAACUUGGGUAUGAGUUUAUUUACACAUGACUGUGCCUGCGAUAUCUCUCUGCCUCAAGAGACUAGAAUGCUAUGAAAACGUUCCAGAUAUUGCUAUAUUUUAAAAUGGAUAUAGUUAUGAAUAUGCCAUGGCAUUAGUAGGCUAUCAAAAGGAAUUGUUACAAGCCUUCCUUGGCUAAAAUGAAUAAACCUGACACUUAACGAAAUCGACAACCAUGGCUGUUACAUUGUUGUUAGUGAUUGUUACAUAGCGGCAGGUCAUUUCAUGCACAAGUUGUUACAAAGUUAACGUGUGUUUACUGCCCUACAAAGGCAAAUCGUGUUAAUUGACUGAAGGAGCUAACUUUGAGUUCCUUACUGAAUUAACAAGUUGUCUCAAUAUCCAGAGAAGUAUUUGUGCCUUCGUGCUGGGCGCACAGUUGAUACUGCGCUGUUUUUUUCAUUAAUUUCUUGUCGGUUGCAGGUAGUAGAGCAAUCACAUCAUUCACAUACUCACAUCCCGAGAAACGUCCAUGCGGGGGAGGAGCGAAGACGUGGCAAUGCUCUCCACCUCCUCUCUGACAGAUUCUGGAACUUUCACUCAUAAGUCUUUAUUCUUAGCCUGGUCUCAUAGACUAGAUUGAACAUAUUCAACUUCAAUCCGGAACACUAAAAUUAGUAUGAUAUGUUAAGCUUGGUAUUGUUACAUAAGACAGAAGGUUGUCUAGCAACUUAAAGAUUGCGUUUUCGAAUCUCAUCACAUACAACUUUUGAAUUUGCGUUAAUUAGCAACUUUGCAACUGCUUAGCAUGUUAGCUAAACUUUGCCCUAACCCUAAUCGUUUAACAUAACUCCUAACUUUAACCCUAACCUUAACCCCUAGCCUAGCUUGCCUAGCUAGCAUAUUGUACAACUUGCAAAAAUGAAAUUUCAGAAUGUGGGGGUACAUGUCCUCUCCAUCCCCAGUGAAAGUUGCGCCCCUGCAUUGUAUGGUUUAUGUUGUAUGAAAUUGUAAAGAUAAGACCCUUAUUAAAUGACUUGGGAGGUUAACACUUCUCUUCCAUAAUAUCAGUGCUUUUGUAUGUUUAGGAUAUUGCACGUUUUACAGAAUACCUGUACAGACAGGGGUGCUCCAUGACUCUCCCUGAAAGCCACAGGAAUAGAGCCUUCACAUCUACAUUUCAAGUGACAAGUAAUGCAGUCUGAAAUUUCUCCAUGGCCUACACUCUUAGAAAAAUAGUGCUAUCUAGAACCUAAAAGGGUUCUUCGGCUGUCCCCAUAGGAGAACCCUUUGAAGAACCCUUUUUGGUUCCAGGUAGAACACUUUCGGUUACAGGUAGAACCCAUUUCCAGAGAGGGUUCUACAUGGAACCCAACAGAGUUCUACCUGGAACUAUUUUUGGAACCCUUUUUUGUGUAGCGUUGUCUGUGUGGUCGUAACAGUUAGCAUCUAUCAUAUCAGGUGAUGUGCUUGGAAGAUAUUCUAGUUGAAGGUGAAACAAAGCUCAAACAGUAGUCUGAAUUCAACAACAACAUAAUACAAUAAGGAUAAGUGUUAAAAUGUGUGUGUGUGUGUGUGUGUGUGUGUGUGUGUGUGUUUGAAGUACCAGAAUACUCACUUUGGUCAGACACAGGAAGGUAUAAUUCUAAUAGUGUCGGAUGUUGACAUUUAGUCUGGUCAUCCAAAGCUUAGUCAUGACUGUGUGUGUUUCAACCAACCUUUGAAAUACACUAACAGCCCUUAUAAUUCCCUUUUCAAGCCAAUUUAAUACAGUCAUUAGUUAGAUUACAGCUUCACUUCACAAAUGGCAACACUGUAACAAUGUGAGACUAAUGAUCUGAAACUUUAAAAAAUGGGAUUGACAGACCGGGAAGGUUUUUUCACUCCCAAGUGACAUUCUGUCUGUGGCACUGGCACAAUACCUCUAUCACCUAAUACAACUACCAGCAGCUUUGCCAAUCCCUUGCCAAUCUUUUGCCAAUCCCUUGUUAAUCCCUUAACCAACAAUGCAGUUCAAGAAAGAGUUAAGAAAAGAUUUACCAAAUAAACGAAAGUAAAAAAAUAGUCAAAAGUAACACAAUAAAAUAACAAUAAUAAGGCUAUAUACAGGGGGUACCGGUACUGACUACAUUUGCAGUGGGUACAGGUUAGUCAAGGUAAUUUGUACAUGUAGGUAGGGGGACUAUACAUAGAUAAUAGACAGCGGUACCGCUUGCCGUGCUGUAGCAGAGAGAACACUCUAUGACUUGGGUGACUGGAGUCUUUGACAAUUUUUGGGGCUUUCCUCUGACACCGCCUAGUAUAUAGGUCCUGGAUGGCAGGAAGCUUGGCCCCAGUGAUGUACUGGGCCGUACGCACUACCCUCUGUAGCGCCUUACGGUCAGAUGCCGAGCAGUUGGCAUACCAGACUGUGAAUGAGUGAUUGAACCCCAUUGAUGUGUGUGUGUUUCACAGGUAACACAGAGUAAUGAGUUGACAUAAGGACUUAACUCUACAGUAGCACUGGAUAACACUAACCUCAGGCUUGUUUGAAACGAGUAGGCCCUACAGGCAUAUGACAAGUACAAACGGACUAUAGGCCCAAGGAGGUAAAACCUCAGGAAAAGAACCCAGUCUAAUUUUGUAAAGUGGUUAAUCUGUUUUCUAUACAGGCAAAGUGAUUUCUCCUGGGACUGGUUACUGCUAGUUGUAACCCAGUUACAUAUGGGGGUCUGUAGAGCAGCCAUUGAGGUUAGUGGCUCUCCUAGUGGCUUGGUAAUUAACAGUAACACUUUACAUGCUCCGACAUAACACUUUGAGGCUGUUAUCAUAACGGUGACACUGUCACUACUGUCACUCUGCAAUAACAAGGUUGAUAUUCUUAUGAGUUUUAUAGCAGAUUGGCAGCAUAAGUGAAGUAAGUAAAGUAAUCCUUCUAACCCCCCCCCCCAUUUUUUUUUUUGUAAAGUGGUUAUCCCACUGGCUAUAAGGUGAAUGCACCAAUUUGUAAGUCGCUCUGGAUAAGAACGUCUGCUAAAUGACGUAAAUGUAAUGUAAAUGUAAGUGUUACUGUCAUUUGAGCACCAGUGAGGAACAUUACUGUAGUGGUGUAGUACUGUGGAAGACAACUCUGUGUUUCUCUGUGAUAAAUAGAAUUUAACACGUACGUACCAGUCUCCUCUGACAGUUCUUGGCUUCUGGCUUUCUCCACUCCCUGUUGACCUUCAUAGAAAAAUCACCUGUAUGUGUUUCCUUUAUUUUCAUUCAAAUCCUCACUCUGUUUAAGAAAAUGAGGACUUGCCUAAGCCUGUCCAUUGACUAAACCCUCAGUAGAUAGUCUCGGUUGGCUGAGUGGGUGCAAGAGGAGGGAGGUACAUGCAAUUAACUUUACCUUGCAGCGGGUUAGUACUUUUUAUACAUACUUCAUACUUGGCACUGCUUUCAAACCUCUCUCUCUGACCUCCCUAUUCAUAUCAUGGUGAGUUAUGCUAAAGGUAAUACAGAUGUCCUAUAUGCCAUAUGGAUAGCCAAAUAUUAGAAAUUGUACUUGUGUCCUUCCUCAGCCUUCAUCUCAUGUACACAGUAGAAUGCAGAUGUGUGUCACCAGCUUGUAAGUUUUAGUUGUUAGUGAUCGUCAUUCCAGUGUCAAGUGUCUUCCAAACUAUCUGCGAGGUUGCCAGAUUGGUAUUUCCGUAUCAGUGCAGCUGGGAUUUAGAGUCUUACAGUACAGAUGUAUGCAUCUGUUUUGAGUUAUGUUUUGACUGCAUUAUUUAAACAAUAUAAAUAACUCUUGUGCUUGAAUGAAUUGGGUGUGUGUCAGCUACAGGACAAAGAGUGCCACUGUUUUCAGCCAGAUCAGCUACUUUUAAGACAGGGAGGUUAUCCUGCAGUCUCUGUCCAAUGUUGCCAUUCCUUCUUACAUGCUUAAUGAGUGGUAGGUAUGCUAGAUAUGCUAAUGUGUAGAGGGGUGAUUUAUUUUUGUUGACAAUAGAGAAAUCUGCUGGAUAGUAUUGUAGCAUUCACGGAACUUCCAAUGUUAAAGUUCCCCGCAAUGUGGACUUGUCUCUAUUGACGGGGUAUUGUCUGUGUGUUUUAAAGCCCCAUAGGCUAAUAUGAAUGUGUGUUUGUGGAAUAGAGGUAAUGUCUAUGUGUGAAGUUCCCUCCUCCCCUCCUCCCCUUCUGUCCCCCUCCAUGUCUACCCCUGAGGGCAAUAUAGGCAGUCAUGUUUGUUGAAACAAGGCCCACGCUACUUCCCUGACACACACACACAGACACACACACACACUGGACAACUAGUGGAGGCUCGCUAUGGGGGUAGGAAGAGCACAGCACCACUCCCGCAGGGCUGAGGCAUGUCUAGAUAGGGGAAGCCCAGCAAAAGCCAUGACAGUGCCAACUCCAGAGCUCAUGUGCCAAACUAGCCACUCUAUGGCCACAACCAAUGGGUUAUAUUCAUCUCAGUGUGGUGGGUGUGAUGCAGAGAGGAAGUAAUUUAAUGUAAUACUGUUUUAGAGGACAGCUCUCCUUGAAACACACUAACACACAUGCAUGCACGCACGCACACACCCACCUAUACACUCACUCGCUCACACUCCCUUUCUCUCUCUUUUCUGUUUGCUAUCUCCUUAUGGCUUAUCCUUCCACGGCCUCACACUGACCAAACCGCUGUCUUUUGGGGGGUUGAGGAUUGAGGCCUUGAUGUGUCAGACUGCAGACAGCCAGGGUUAGGGUUAGUCCUACCCUCAAGCAAUGUCCAUUCCCAUUCUAUUUUAAGUAUUUCUAUGAGAGGCAGCACAGGUAUAGUUAAUUGUGUGUGUUUUCUGACCUGUUUGUCAGGAUAGCCUAAACUCUGGGGGAAAAAGAUGAGUGGACUAUGAUGCUAUAAGUUUCAGAUGUAUCUGAGAAAUUCUGGUCUCAAUUAUCUUCUUCAUCAGGAAAUUCUCUCCUGUAGAUCAUUGGACCAUUCUGUCAAAAGGGAACGACCCUAUUGGUUAUGACUAUUUCUAGUACAUUAACUGACAGAGUAUUCGAGUGAGCAAACAACAUACAUUCAUUGUCCUUCUUUCACUCCCCCUCAUUCUGGCCUCCUCUCUCUGCCUUCCCCUCUCUCUCUCUCUAUCUCUCUUUGUCUCUCUCGCUCCCAGAAUGUGCAGGAUGGAGCGAAAGUGUUGGUGGUAUUUAUGGGUGUUGAGCUCCCUGCUCCAGACGCUUUCAGCCCACAGUGACUUUUACACAUCCAUCGGUGAGACUCCUCCCUCUCCUAUGAGAUAGAUAGUCAAGUGGUUGUGAGACAGGCGUUGGGUCUGCCCUCAGUGCCUGUCUGUCAAGCACAUACUGUGCAUUUUAUCUACCCGGAAGUACGGGUUUAUCAUUUUUUCUCAUGUACAUGGAAGUUGAAAGAUAUAAUACACAAUGUAUUCCUUAUUAUCGUGUGUAGGAUUGGUUUAAAUCAACUUAAAAUCAAGUUUGAUAAUGUGUGUAUUUUCCACCCUUAGGUCACAUGACAGAUCUGUUGUACACAGAGAAAGACUUAGUCACUUCACUGAAUAAUUAUAUCACAGCAGAGGAGAACAAGCUGAAGCAGGUCAAACAGUGAGUGUCCAGACGCCCACACACACGCGCACGCGCGCACGCAAGCACACACACAAACAAAGUAGCUGAAUUGUGUCUCUUCUCCCAACCCUCUCUUAGGUGGGCAGAGAAGCUGGAUGUGUUGUCAUCCAUAGCCAUGCAGGACCCCGAGGGCUUCCUGGGAAACCCGGUCAACGCCUUCAAACUGAUGAAGAGGCUGAACACAGAAUGGGGAGACCUGGAGAGCCUGGUGCUGAAGGACACCAAGGACGGUUAGACAUGAUGACACUAUGAGGGUCAUAUUAGAAGAGAGGAAAAGGAAGUUUAAAAGUAGUCACAAAGCAGCAUCCGACAGAUAAUUGUUUUUUUAACAUAAAAUAUUUACUGCAAUGUUUGUUUGUCUUUUGUAUGCUCACAGUGAGCAUCCUCACUAAUGAGGAUCUCUGUCCUUCUCUCAGGCUUCAUCUCUAACCUGACCCUCCAGAGGCAACAUUUCCCUACAGACGAGGACCAGACAGGCGCAGCCAAGGCCCUGCUCAGACUGCAGGACACCUACAGACUGGACACCAACACCAUCUCUACAGGAGACCUGCCAGGUAAAGGGUUAGGGAGUGCUAGAGGGAGAACCUCCGGCCUUUAAUAUUUUGUACGUUUGUAACCACUGACUCAUCCACAGGAGUGACGCACAAGAGCCCUAUGACAGUGGAGGACUGCUUUGAGCUGGGGAAGAUUGCCUACAGCGAGGUGGACUACUACCACACUGAGCUAUGGAUGGAACAGGCCCUGAAGCAGCUGGAUGAAGGAGAGGAGUCUACCGUGGACAAGGUCACCGUGCUGGACUACCUCAGCUAUGCCAUCUACCAGCAGGGGGAGCUAGGCAGGGCCCUGGAGCUCACCAAGAGGCUACUCAUGCUGGGUGAGUUACCCUAAUGCGGCUCAGAAUGAAAGGAGUUAAACUAGGCACACUGGGAGCGAGGGUUUAAGGCGGUCAAACUAAGGACACACUGACAGAGUUAAAGGAGUGAAACUGAGAGCACACUAAAGGAGCUAAGUUAUGGGUAUACUUGGGGGUUAACUGGUAGUGUAACACUGUUAAUGAGUACUGAGGGAAUAUGAUGCCCUCCAGGGGAAUCAUUGAACAACAGCUGCUGUCCUGUAUGCCCAGCAUGAACUGGGAUAGAGGAUUACUCAUGAAAUGUCCCAAGUGGCAGUAGGGUCUGAAGUUAGUGAUGCAGAUAGAUCCAGAUGAAUAUUAAAAAUGAAUCUUCCUUGUCUGGUUACUGUAUGAGCAUCAGUAUUCCAUCUCACUGUCCCCUCUCUCUCUCCCUCCUCACUCCAGACCCGGAACACCAGCGUGCCAACGGCAACCUGAAGUACUUUGAGUUUCAACUGAUAAAUCAGAGGAAGGCCCAGGCACAGGAGGCCCAGAAGGCCCGGGAGGAGGGCAAGGAGCGAAGGAAGAGACUGACAAGUGAUGCCUCCAAGAAGAAGAAGCGCUUCAGGGAGCCUGUCCCAGAGAGGAAGAUGUAUGAGAUGCUGUGUCGAGGGGAGGGCAUCAAGUUGGUGAGGAGGAAUUACUCACUCACUCACACACAGUGAGUGGUUGAGCUCACAUAAAUGGGUUAGGAGUGUGUGUGAGUUGUUGUGCCAUGUGUUAGUUGAACACAAGUUGUAGUUAUCAAAGAGUAACAGAAGAGAGCUCCCACCAUUCAAUUAUAGGUCUGCCUCUUAUUGUAUCUUUAUCUCUUUAUCUCUACAGAUGCAAGAUCUUAAUUUGAUUACUCUUUUAUUGCUGAGAAUUUUCCUGCACUGCAGGAAAUGCAAACUUGUAGUGUAUUUGAGUUUUAAAAAGGCUUCUAAAGUUAGUAAUUUCCACUUUGACAUUUCAGACUUGAUUUCCCCUAACCAAAAAUGUAUCAACCCCUACAAAAAUGUCCAUUAAUUAUAAUCAACAUAAUAAUUAAUAUUUCCUGUUACUGCAGGAUUAUUUUCCUGCUAUAGCAAACUGGCUCAAAUUGAGAUACUACGUCUGUACGUGCCAAUCUGUCUGUCUUCUUACCUCCCUCCACCCGCCCCAUCUCUGCCUUGUAGACCCCCCGCAGACAGAGACGGCUUUUCUGCCGUUACUUUGAUAACCACGGUCACCCCAAGUACCUCCUGAGCCCGGUGAAGCAGGAGGAUGAGUGGGACCGGCCCUACAUCGUCCGUUACCAUGACAUCAUCUCUCACGGCGAGAUCGAGAAGGUCAAAGAGCUGGCCAAGCCCAGAGUGAGUUCUACUCUCUGUCUAUGUGUGUGUGUGUGUGUGUGUGUGUGUUAUAUUGAGAUAAUAAGGGUUCAGAAGGGUGUCAUGGCCACACAGAUGUGUCUGACGGAAGGGUUUCAUGGUCCUACAGAAGUGGAUUUGCUGUGUCUUUGCUCUGGGGUAAUCAGAGAUGCUCAUACUAGUAACAGUCUGACCAGCUGCAGCUGUGUCUGCAGGGUCGAGGCCACUAGUAGGCAGAAUGAAUAGGGAAUGUUAAUGCUAAACAUAAACACUCUUCCCACUAGGCACAGACAUCAUUUCAACGUCUAGUUGUGAUUUACAUUCGGUUGAGUUGUCAACUAAUGUGAAUUCAACAUGAAAUCAACAAAAAAUGUCACCAUGUCAUUGGAUUUAGGUUAAAAGUUAGGUGAAAAAAAUACGGAAUGUCCUUACAUUGAUGACUUCUUUCAAAUCCAAUCAGUUUUCCACAUUUAAAUGACGUAUAAACAACGUUGAUUCAACCAGUUUUUGCCCAGUGGGAUGACACAUUAUGUAUUGAUCAAGUCAAUAAGUGUUGACUUACUGAUAUCUAGACACAAAUUCAGACUGUUAGUAGAGAUCUUUGAACUUGAUGUUGACCUAAUAGUAGUUGCCCAGAGUCCAUAAAAAAGUGAUUGCUAUAAAUGGUUAGACAAGACGUAUUCCCAGAGGGGACAGCAAGCUUUUAGUGUGUGUGGUGAGGGGUGUAUAUUAAAGAGCCAUGGAAGUGGAGGCAGGUUGAGCCCUGUUAGCCCACCCAAAGCAGGGUCUGUGGGGUGGAGGUGGGUGAUGAAGGUGAUGUCAGGGUACCCUGUAAACCCCCUCUCUCUGGCUUACAGCUCCGCCGGGCCACCAUCUCCAACCCGAUCACUGGUGUGCUCGAGACUGCCUCCUACAGGAUCAGCAAGAGGUAAGGCGCAGCCAGGUAUAGGCAGGGGGGGAGGAGAGGGUCGAGGGGAGGGGUGGAGCAGAAGGGGGAGCACCCAUAUACCUCUCUCUCUCCAUUCACACCCCACCUCAAACCCCUCCUCUUACACCUGCCACUGGCCUAUGCCUCUGAGUCCGGUCCGUAUUCCUCCCUCCAACGCUGGAAGACUCCUCUGCAGAAGCACAGAAUCAUACUUUUACUGAACCCUCCUCCACUCUCUCUCUGAUACAUUUUCUUAGUCUAACCAUAAGUCAGAUUCUAGAAGAGUCCAGGGAUGUUCUAGAAGUUCAGAGUAUAAGCUAAUGAAUAAGGAGAGAUGAAUGUACGGUCCUGUCUGUGGUGAAAAUGUGUUUCUGCUCAGGAGUUCUCUAGGAUGUGAACCCAGUGGAGUGGGAGGAGGAAACAAUAGGUGUAGUUGUUGAUUUUAACAUAGUUGCUAUUGGCCAACUAAGGGUGUAUUGGGAGCAAUACUUUUCACAAAUCCUCUGUUCCUUUCAUCACUAAUGUAAUCACUAGUUUAGCGUUCUCCUAAACUAGAGAAUAAACCAUUAAGUUAUACUAACCUUGGGUUAAAGGACUGGCCCUGAAACAACCCCAGGCAUACUGCCGGAAUAACAUGAACCGCUUGUGACCGAAUCUGCUUCUCUCUCUCCUCUCUCUCUGUUUCUUUCACUUCCUGUUUCACUCUACUUCAUCUAUCGUUUUGUUGUGUUACCUCUCUCUCGCUCUCGCUCUCGCUCUCGCUCUCGCUCUCUCUCUCACUCUCUCUCUCUCUGUUUUUUCUUGUGCCCGGGAAAUUAGCUAAGGCAGCCACAGUACAUGACCCCCUAACUGGGAAACUCAUCACAGCCAUGUACAGAGUCUCCAAGAGGUAAGGGGUCAAAGGUCAUUAUACAUUAGGGUCUCCAGAGACCCCCCAUCCCCUCUGGUCUCCCAUCCCAUACCACCCUGAUCUGCCCUGCAUCCCCAGGAUGUGCUCUACAGGUUUUGGCAGGUCUUUGGGUCAGUAGGGCCACCUCACCACCUUUUUCUGCAGUGAAUCUAUGCUGCUCUCUUACAAUCAGAUGAAUGAGUUCAUUCUGGCUUCUCUCCUCCUCUGUGCUACUUUGCAGACAGGGCCAAUUACACCUUAAGUUUGUGCACACAAACGCGCACACACACACACUCUCUCUCUCUCUCUCCCUGUCUCUCUCUCUCUCUCUCUCCCUGUCUCUCUCUCUCUCUCUCUCUCUCUCUCUCUCUCUCUCUCUCUCUCUCUCUCUCUCUCUCUCUCUCUCUCUCUCUCUCUCUCUCUCUCUCUCUCUCUCAGUUCAUAAUUUUGAUGAAUAGUGAGUGCCCACUUGAGGAGAUCUAAUACACCAGACAACCCCAAUCUAUGGUCAGUCUGCUGAUUGUAGGGGAACGUGCCAGUCUUAAGUCAUAGUUACUUAAAUAACUUAAUCUUCUUAAAAUAGAACCCCUCAUGCCAUACCCAUACCACCCCACAUCACUUUGGUUUUACUGCCCCUGCUUAUUACUGUGUAUAUUGGAGUGUGUAUUUGUGUGUGUGUUUGCUAGGGUGUGCACGUGUGUCUGCAUGCAAGUGUAGGUGUGUGUGUGUCUGCCUGUCUGUCUGUGUCUUCGUGUUGAAGUAUGUGCAACUGUGUGUGUGGUGAAGGAUUAACUGAACUGAGUGUGAACCUCAUUUGAACUGACAACGAGGUCAAAGUGGGAGAGUAGUCACAGCAGAGGAGAGAAUUUGUAGGAAGAGAGACUUGUUGACCUAACCAGCACUCUAUCAUGUCCAAUUAAUGUUUUACUGUCUUCACUCCCCCAACAGCAACUUCUAAUAAAUCACUUUUCUCACACACACAGACUAACACACAACUUAGUUUUGAAUUUGGCUAACCUUACAAGGAAUGUCAGUAUUAAGUAAUACACACAGUGUAUUGCACUGGGAAAGAGGAGUCAUCUUAUUGGCUGAGAGAUUCAACAAUGUAGCCAAUAAAAAGGGAUGGUGUGUGGAGAGCAGAUGGCUGAUCUGCUACCUUUGGCCUGGACCUCAUCUCGAUGUCGUACACUCAAACUUUAGCCCUCUGGCCUUCAAAUCAUUGCGGCCACAACUGCUACAACUCUCACUUUAUGCAGAGUAUGGAAAAUAUAUUAAGCAGAGAAUCCACAAUUUUAAUGCUAUUUUCUGUGGUUUGACACUUUUUGAUUUUCACACUGAGCCUCGUGGUGCAUGACCCAGAAAAACGACUACAAAAUAAAGUUGUGGUCCAUAAAAUGACAGAUAAGAUAUUGUGACGUCUUUAUAUGAUAUGUGAAAGAAGCCAUGACUCCCAGUCAGAAUGGAACGCUCCCUGUUGGAGGGGGCGGUUUAGACAUCUGGGCCUGGGUGGAUGGUGAAAGGCUGGUAGUGUUCACUAAAAGCAUUUUAAAAAAUAAUCCCCUCUGGGGCCCCUAAAAUAUUCAACCACCAAAGCCCUUGUGACCUCCAGAACUCUCCCAAGUCAUGUGAUGACUGCAAACUCAGAGCUUCAACCUAUAGAAGGCUUACAUUAUUGAAAAGUACAUAAAAAAACACACAACUUUAUUUAGUUACUCCUAAACUUCACUCUAACCACUGUACGCUGAGCUGAUUGGAGACUCUGUCAGGAUGCUUUCUAAAGUCCUUCCUCUUCCUCUCUCAACGCUCCUCCCACAUCUCAUGUAUCAUCUGCACGUAACACAUGAACCUACUGUAGUUGAUAUAUUUCAUCUUGCAGCAUGCCUUGUCUGUUCUCUUUCUCUUCUAUACUGUUCUUCCAUAAUAACUACUGUACUAUAGUAACUCUACCACCCCCCGUUACGAUUUACACACCCUGUAUUUGACCUGUUAUCCACCCCUGUGUCCUUCCCCUGUCCCAGUGCAUGGCUGACAGCAUAUGAACACCCAAUGAUUGAUCAGAUAAACCAGCGGAUUGAGGACCUCACAGGACUGGAGAUGGACACUGCAGAAGAGUUACAGGUAAAGUGUGUGUGUUUGUGUGUGUGUGUGUGUGUCAUUGUUUGAGAUGGUUGACAGUUACAUUUCCAAUAUUAAUGAUCUCACUUUUGCUUUGCAGGUUGCAAACUAUGGCGUGGGUGGGCAGUAUGAGCCCCACUUUGACUUUGGACGGGUUAGUAUUGCCCUGCAGCCCUGAUUUAGGGGGGGGGCAAAAUGGGGAACCGUGACAGUUAGGAUGUGUCAUUUUUGCUCAUAAUGAUCAUGUGAUGUCAUGAUAACUUGUUUUUCUCGCUCUACAGAAAGAUGAGCCUGAUGCCUUCAAAGAGCUGGGCACUGGAAACCGUAUAGCCACCUGGCUCUUCUAUGUGAGUGCUCUAUAUUCAUGGGACUGCUUCCUUCUUUUCCCCCUGCCCUAAAAUAAAUACUAUUUUUUGUUCUCUUGAUUAGGGAAGAGUCCAAGGUGAUAAUAGACUAGUUCUUGUUUUCUCGGUUCUAGAUGAGUGACGUGGCAGCGGGAGGUGCUACAGUAUUCCCAGAUGUAGGUGCUGCAGUAUGGCCCAAAAAGGUGACUAAAUGCUUGUGAGCAAUGAGCAUGUGUAUUUGCAGCCUAUGUGUAUGAGUGUAGGUACAUAGUUCCCUGUAACCUGUCUCUACUGUGUGUGAUGUAUUACAGGGGACUGCAGUGUUCUGGUACAACCUGUUUCCCAGUGGGGAGGGAGACUACAGUACAAGACACGCAGCCUGCCCAGUAUUGGUGGGCAACAAGUGGGGUGAGUUUGUGUAUUGAAACCACCUAAAUUCAGCUCUGUAAAUGUCUAUGACACUGUUAUGACCAUAGAGAUCCUAUUAAAUGACUAUUAUUACUAGUAUUCUAAUUCCUAAUUCUAUGGUUAUAACAGUCCUUCCUUUACUUUUCUCAAGUAAUCAUUGUUAUCACCAAGUUAGCUCUGAUAUAAACUGAGUGUACAAAACAUUAAGAACACCUUCCUAAUAUUGAGUUGCCCUCAGAACAGCCUCAAAUCGUUGGGGGCAUGGACUCUACAAGGUGUCGAAAGCGUUCCACAGGGAUGCUGGCCCAUGAGGACUCCAAUGCUUCCCACAGUUGUGUCAAGUUGGCUGGAUGUCCUUUGGGUGGUGGACCAUUCUUAAUACAAACGGGAAACUGUUGAGCGUGAAAAACCCAGCAGCGUUGCAGUUCUUGGCACCUACUACCAUACCCCGUUCAAAGGCACUUAAAUAUUUUGUCUUGCCCAUUCACCCUCUGAAUGGCACACAUACAUAAUCCACGUCUCAAUUGCCUCAAGGCUUAAAAAUCCUUCUUUAACCUGUCUCCUGUUCAUCUACACUGAUUGAAGUGGAUUUAACAAGUGACAUCAAUAAGGGAUCAUAGUUUUCCCCUGGAUUCACCUGGUCAGUCUAUGUCAUGGAAAGAGCAGAGGUUCCUAAUGUUUGUACACAGUGUAUAUUGUAGACUAGAAUACUGUAGAUUUUUUACCAGACUAGGCUAUGGUAGCUAAUGUCUUUCUCUGUCCUCCUUGUCACCCUCAGUAUCAAACAAAUGGAUCCAUGAAAGAGGGCAGGAGUUCCGACGACCCUGUGGCCUGAAUGAGACUGCAUGAUGAAGGGGGAAGGCUUUUCCCUUCCACACCCCUCCUCCUCUAUCCCUCUCCUCCUCUACCCCUUGCUUCCUCUUCAACCCCAGGGCCCGAGAACACUGCUACAGGCCACAAAAAGUGGGCCAUUGGCAUCCCUCCUCUUCCUCUUCAUCCCUCCUUCACUUCAUCUGUUCCUUACCCCCACUCUGUACCACUCUGAGCCCAGGAUGUUUUGGGGCUUUCAGCUUGGACAGUAUUAUUGGUGUUCUGACUGACAUGGUGCUCUCAAGGCUGUUGGAUAUGUCUCAGAUGAACACGUUGUGUGUUCACCCUUAUGUCUCUGUUUGCACUCUUUAUGGGCUCUGUACACAGCAAAAAUGAUCAUUUCAGAGCACAGGGUCUGCAUCUAGCUCUGUUCUAAUGUAAAUAAUAUCUCCUCUCUGCUCCUCUCUAGUAUGCCAUGGACUGUUUUCUCAAUUUUGUUCAAGUGUUCACUCCAUCUCUUAUUUCAACCUUGAUGUCACUCCAGUUUAUACUAACAUAUCUCACAAACAUACACCACACACACAGAUAUAGACUCAAACACUCCCACGUACAGCAUUGAGAAUCUUAUCUGAUGUUUAACUGUUUAUAGCUGGGAUAUAAUUUGUUUAUUGACCUGGUUUGGUAUUUGGCUGACUUGAAUACUUACUCACAUUUUAGACAGAACAUUUCAUUCUUUGGACAUAUGGAUGGAUGAGUUGCGCUUCCCCAUUUGUGCAAAGGAAAAGAGAGAGAAAGAACAUUGGACAUGGUUUCUUUAAAGUCUUGGAAGAUUCACUCAGAUUCAUGCAACCUUAAAGGAUAUCGAUGUGGACCCAUCAAAACAAGUGGUGGUGUUUUUUUAGAAGGCAAGACAAAUAAUUGUUGGUGUUUUUCCCCCUGAAAAGUAUUGUGAGGCCUGUUUC